Molecule: messenger RNA, 1552 nt
Organism: Prorocentrum cordatum
Lineage: Eukaryota; Dinophyceae; Prorocentrales; Prorocentraceae
Source: the annotation of a GenBank genome assembly
AGCCUUUGGCUCAGGCCCGUGCGACUCAGUAAGACUUUGGCUCUGCAGCAGCAUCACCGCGUCGAGCUCCGACCAGCCUGGAGUCGAGUAAUGGAUUCGAAUAUGAAGAGAGGAAUAUUGUCCAAUGGAAUUGCUGUGGCUCUUCUAGCCUCGGUCUCUCCAGCAAUGGGGCUGAGCAAGCUUGCUGCCUUGGCCCUUGCAAUCCAGUGGGUCGUGUAUCUCAUUCACGGUCUGCCAUACCAAAGCGAGAAGUUUUACGACGCAAGUGGUUCUCUUACGUAUUUAGCAGUUGUGCUAACUGCGCUCCUAUCCAAAGAGCGGCACAAUGCUAGGGCGAUCAUCAGUAGCUUCCUAGUGGUCAUCUGGUGCACGCGCUUAGGCUCGUUUCUCUUCGCACGAAUUCUGAAAGAUGGCCGCGACUCACGAUUCGACAAGUUCAAGGAGCAUUGGCUCCGCUUUUUGGGCGUCUGGACCAUCCAAGCUCUCUGGUUUUUUCUUGUGGCAUCCCCGGCCCUGGUGGUUUCAACCUCCGAGGGUUGCGAUGCGCGUUCCGUUGGUCUGCUAGAUGCCAUUGGCUGGUCUGUGUGGGUUGCCGCGUUUCUUCUCGAGGUCGUGGCUGACGCUCAGAAGGGUUCUUUCCGGGCCAACGCCGCAAAUGCCAAGAAGUUUAUCACGACCGGCUUAUGGACGUAUUCACGACACCCGAACUAUUUUGGUGAGAUAUGUAUGUGGAUUGGUAUUUGCCUUUCAGGAAGCAGUUGCUUCACAGGCGCGCAGUGGCUGUCUUGGCUGAGCCCUCUCACGACUUACGUCUUGCUUAUCCAGGUGAGCGGCGUUCCGCUGCUCGAGGCCAAGGGCGAGAAGGAGUGGGGCGAGCUCCCUGAGUACCAGUGGUACAUGAAGCAUACGCCAUGCAUCAUUCCAGCGUUUACCUGUCCGCCUGCGUACAGGAAGGACAGCUAGCACGGCACCGAGCGAGCGUACAGGUUCACAUUUUCCUUGGCACGUGUCCUGCAUUCGCAGAGAUCCUAUGUGUCUCACUGCGUGUACUAUCGAUCUUCGGCGGCGAGCAUUCUCCUUCUUCCUUCCGUCUGUCUCACUGCAUGUGCUAUCGUCCUUCAGCAAGGACUCAGCGUGUUCCAGCAUCUGGCCGUCACUCCUCCGAGUUUGUGUUGCGGAUGUUUCGCGGGAUACAGUCUGAGGUCGCCGAAGAUACUUUCUGGCGCCGAGGGGUGUCGGGGGAACCAGCUGCAUAAACAGAAACUUUCCACGGUCCGCCCGGAUUUCUUGGACCAGCUCCGGACUCUCCUCCCUUCGGCCAUCCUCGGCGCGCGGAGCGCGGCAGGGGCGGCGCUAGAGGCGUUGCCAUGGGGUCCGAGCCAUUCCACCAAGUCCGAGCGGAGUUCAGACAGAUGAUGUGUGUUUCCAGUAGCUGUUUCUCCCGAGUGUGGCCUGCCAGGUUGCGAGGACGAGGGUCCCCGUGCCGCCGCAUUGAGCCUCCUGGGGGGAAAAGCAACUUCGUCGCUGCCCAGCCUGGUGCUUCAAGAGGAGG